Messenger RNA from Fibroporia radiculosa, 1098 nucleotides. RefSeq lists its product as uncharacterized. Bases 1 to 1098 code for a protein of 365 amino acids. The transcript is spliced from 2 exons. The record is from RefSeq and is a predicted model, not a curated record. NCBI's taxonomy places the organism in Eukaryota, Fungi, Basidiomycota, Agaricomycetes, Polyporales, Fibroporiaceae.
AUGUCCCUCGCCGAGCGCAAGCCCCUGUAUGAAACGGAUAGCUUCCGAGGGUCAACUUACAAACACGGCUUUUAUCCUACCGAUAGUUAUGCAUCGUUGACACCAGGCAGCUCUGUCGGUAGCAGACAAGCUAGCGUCAUCGGGGAAGACACUACUGCAGACAACCUUUCCACUCUGGGCAGACCUCUCAUCGCAGAUACAUUACCACUUCCUAAUCCCCCCUUCAAUUCUCAUUCAAGUUCGUACAGUGUCACCAGUCCCGAUCCCGCCGAGGUCCCGCCUUCACUAAGUAUUCCGCUUUCGGAUGCGUCCUCUGCGUCGUACGUGGCUUCCAUGAGCGGAGCGCCUUAUAAUUCGCGCACUACCGCCCGUGCCCUCCAACGCUCACAGUCGCGCCCGACCUCGAUGGCAUCCUCUGUUGGGACUGUUCAGAGCACGCAAAGUCGCCGUAGCGUACUACGAGGACCACCACACAGUAUACAUAGCAAUAUUCAAAUUGUUCUGCCGGCACCUCUCGCUCCGGAGGCAUUUCCGUACCCUCCCUCAAUAGAUGGGACGAAUAGCGCCAGGAGCAGUAGCUAUACCAGCGACACCGACUCUCCCAGACAGAGUGUCCAUGUGGAUCAGUGGGUCCCUGUAGGUAUGCGGUCAGCGAGCAUGAGCGGUGUGGGGCCAGCCGCCCCCUCACGGUCGCGUUCCGCACGUGGAUCUACCAAUCCGCGAAUUCCAAGCAGCCUCUCGCAAUCGACUACGGCACCGUCAUCGCGUUCAUUGGAUCGUCGCAGUCAAUCUCAGCCUCGCAUGGGCACUGGACCUCGUUCACAAGUGUCUCCGGUUGAGGCCCAAAUGCCGCCGCCACCGGUUCCUCACGUCUCAGACGCCCACCAGCAUCCGUCUGCUUCUCCUAGGCGAGAUGGGGAUUCCUCGGGUGGCGGACAACAAGACAUGUCGGGGCAAACAGAUACUAUGCGUCGGUUACUAGAUGCAUUGACCAUUGAGGACCCUCGAGCUACCAUGGCGAUACAUGCCUCUGGAUACUCUCAUACUACGCAGGCUGGAGAGCGCAGGCCUUCCGGUUCCACCGACGCCGGUAUCUAG